Molecule: messenger RNA, 3405 nt
Organism: Magallana angulata
Lineage: Eukaryota; Metazoa; Mollusca; Bivalvia; Ostreida; Ostreidae
Product: dnaJ homolog subfamily A member 1-like
Exons: 6
Coding region: 179-1378 (399 amino acids)
Biological process (GO): protein refolding; response to heat
Cellular component (GO): cytoplasm; cytosol
Molecular function (GO): ATP binding; Hsp70 protein binding
Source: RefSeq, a predicted model, not a curated record
CACUACUUCCGGUAAUAAGAGAAUCAACAUUGCAAUGAUCUAAGGAUUUAUCUAGAUCUAUCAGGGAUUGUUUAGCAUUUCAUACAUAGAAACGGAUAACCGUCCUUUGUAACGAAUAUAUCGGUUGAGAAAACGUUUUACUUUUUAUAAAUACAAACGAUAUAGCUUGUUCUGAGUCAUGGUGAAGGAGACCGGUUACUAUGACACCCUGGGGGUGAAGCCCACAGCCACAGCUGAUGAGAUCAAGAAGGCCUACAGAAAACUGGCACUCAAGUACCACCCCGACAAAAACCCAGAUGAACCAGAAAAAUUUAAGAUGAUCAGCCAGGCCUAUGAAGUUUUGUCGGACCCGAAGAAGCGGGACAUCUACGACCAGGGUGGUGAGGAGGCCAUCAAGGGGGGAGGGUCGGGGGGAGACUUCCACAACCCCUUCGACAUCUUCGACAUGUUCUUUGGGGGAGGUGGAGGCUCAAGGAGGGGAAGGGGGCCAUCCAAGGGGAAAAACGUGGUUCAUCAGCUCCAGGUCAGCUUAGAGGAUCUGUACAAUGGGACCACUCGCAAACUUGCGUUGUCCAAGAACGUUAUCUGUGAUAAAUGUGAAGGUCGUGGGGGUAAGGAGGGAGCUGUAGAGAAAUGUAAACCAUGUAAAGGAGCUGGGGUGCAGAUCCGAGUAGCUCAGAUUGCACCUGGAAUGGUCCAACAGAUGCAGACCAUGUGUUCUGAGUGUUCCGGAAAGGGAGAGACCAUCAACCCCAAGCUCCGGUGUAAGACUUGCCAAGGAAAGAAGGUGAAUCGAGAGCGAAAGAUAUUGGAAGUUCACAUAGAUAAAGGAAUGAAGGAUGGUGAGAACAUUCGAUUCGCUGGGGAGGGAGAUCAGGAGCCCGGGCUGGAGGCCGGUGACAUCAUCAUCAUCCUGGACGAGAAACCCCACGAAGUCUUCAAGCGCCGUGACAUUGACCUUGUGAUGAGCUUGGAACUUGACCUUGUGGAGGCUCUCUGUGGCCUCCAGAGGACGAUCACCACACUGGACAAACGCACGCUGGUCAUCUCUACAAUACCAGGUGAAAUCAUAAAACCUAACGAUAUAAAAUGUGUGAUGAACGAAGGUAUGCCCAUGCACAGAAACCCGUUUGAAAAAGGAAGACUGAUUAUAAAAUUUGAUGUGAAAUUUCCAAAAAAUAUCCAGACUGAGCGAAUUCCGUCUCUGGAGAAAAUUCUGCCCACCAGGAAGGAGCCCAUUAUUCCAGACGGUGCGGAGGAACACGAUUUAGUGGAGUUCAAUCAGGAAGAAUAUCAACAACAGCGCCGGCGGGAGGCAUAUGAGGACGAUGACGAGGACAUGCCUGGAGGUCAAAGAGUUCAGUGUGCAUCUCAUUAAUGAUGAAAAAGGGGGGGGGGGGGGUGGAAUUUUUAAAUGUAAGUAAAAGCAGAAAGAUUUGGAAUAUUUGUUGAACAAAAGAGGCAGAGUGAUUUUUCUAAUUGAAGUCAGUUGAUUUUUUUUUUAUUGUGCUGUAUAUCUUUAAUAAGUGAUUUUCUAUCUUGAAAACAUUGUUCUGUUAACAAUGUAUUAGGCCUUUCAACUGUCGCUAGGGUUUGAUGUAAGGAAUGGUAUUUCUUUACAACAGGUACCAGAUUGUUAUGACUUAAAUCAACUUAAACAAUUCCCAAUGGUUGGAGCAUAACAAUUUGAAUUGGACUGUGUGUGGACUUGGUGUAGAUAUCAAAUGAAUUCCGCCUUAAUAAUAUAUAAAUACUGGUGAAACUUUAAAAGUUAAUAGGGCUAGAUGCCGUGGCCAUUUGUAGGCUAUAGUUACCUCCUUAAGAUGAAGAACUGUGUAUAAAGAUAUAGGAAAAUGCACAAAUUUUAAAGCUAAAAUGUUUGAAUUUUUUUAACACCCCCAACAAAGUUUUUGUUUUUUUUUUGGGGGGGGGGGGGGGAGGUAUAUAGGAAUCACUUUGUCCAUCUGUCUGUCUGUCCAUCCAUCUGUGCAAUCCUGUUCAGUUUAUAUCUUUCUUAUGGAAGAACAUUGGAAGUUCUAACUUCACACAAAUGUUGCUUAUGUGUGUUAUGAUUUUGACCUACUGUCUUUUAAGCAAGUUUAAGGUUACUUGAAGGAAAAGUGCAAAACCAGUGUCCAGCCUAUAUCUUUCUUAUGGAGAAACAUUGGUUCUUACUUCACAAAGACACACAGAGAUUGCUUAUGACCCGACGGUAUGUCAUGAUUUUGUCCUAAAAUCAUUUGGGCAAAUCAAAGGUCAUUGGAAGAAAAAUUUCGUUAUUUGUGUAUGCUUUUUAUCUUUCAUAUACAUGUAGAGAAACAUUGGAAGCUCCUACUUCACACAGAGAUUGCUUACUGCCUGAGGAUAUUUGAUGAACCCAUGAUCAGUUGUGCAAGUUUAAGGUCAUUGUUUAAUGAAAAUACAUAAUUCCUGUUGAGGCCAUAACUUGUAAUGGAAAAAUGAUCAAAAUUUGACACAAAGAUUACUUGUGACCUGUAAAUACGUCCUAACCUUGAGCUUUAGUCAAUUGUGCAAGUUCAAGGACACUGUAAGAAAAACUGUAGAGCUGCUAAUUUUAAAACAGAAAUAAUUGAGUUAUCUUUUCUUAGUGGGUUGGGUUGGGGGGUUUCAUUUGUGAGCUUGCUCACAGUACCUGUAGUGUAAUUUAUUUACUAAAUGUUAGUUUGGCCAAAAGUAUCAUUGUUUUAAGGUAGAUUUGAUGGUUAAUUUGUUGACCAUUAAGUCUCCUUAAAGCAUACCUAAAGAUACAAAAUAAAUUUCACUUGUAUGCAAAGUAACUUUUGAAUUGCCAGAAGUUGUUAAAAAUUAAGAAUUUUAUGCAUGUUUAGUCUAUUUUAAAUUAGCACAUUUUCCCAUAUUAAUGAAAAUUAAUUAAAUUGUUUAAAGGCGUAGUAUAUUUACAUAUAUUCUGUAAUUUUUUUAAAUGUCAAUUUCUUUAGGGCUAACUACAUGUACAUGUAUAUUCGUUUUUAUGGUAUUUUAAAAUUUAAAGAGGCAAGGCAUAAAUGUGGAGGUACAAUGAAUUUGAUCUCUUUUAAAUACAUGUAGAAUAGCUGGUACAGCUGUGUUACCAUUUCAGACAUUGAGGGGAAACAGCUUAAAUCACCUGACUUCAGUUAUUAUACAAAGAUCUUUUAAAUCGCACGUUAUUUUGAGUACGGUAAAUUGCAUGAUGUCCAACGUCAUGAUAUCUCAAAAAAAGGUGUUAAGGGAUGAUGGGAGAAAUUACACCAAGCUCUUAGAAUUGUUUGAAUGGUUCAUGUGAAUACAUGGGAUGAAUUGUCUGGUGCAUGCGUGUACGUUUUGUUUGAUUUUUUGUGUACAUGUAAGUUUGUCUUUUGUAAUGUAAAUGUAUGUUUCUCUGAUUAAAGAUAUAAAACUAUA